GGCGCGCGCACCGCCCCGCAAGUAGCCACCAUCUCCUCUCUGGCGGCUUCCAGGCGUCCUCUGUUUCGUGACCUUGACCAAUAGAAGUCUAUUUUUACAACUGCACAAGUUUUACCAUACAGGAUGAAGCAAGAUGCCACAAGAAAUGCUGCCUACACUGUGGAUUGUGAAGAUUAUGUGCAUGUGGUACAAUUUAAUCCCUUUGAGAGUGGGGAUUCAGGAAACCUAAUUGCAUAUGGUGGCAAUAAUUUUGUGGUCAUUGGCACAUGUACUUUUCAGGAGGAAGAAGCAGACAUUGAAGGAAUUCAGUAUAAAACACUGCGAACAUUUCACCAUGGAGUUAGAGUUGAUGGCAUAGCUUGGAGCCCAGAGACUAGACUUGAUUCAUUGCCUCCAGUAAUCAAAUUUUGUACUUCUGCUGCUGAUGUGAAAAUUAGAUUAUUUACUUCAGAUCUUCAAGAUAAAAAUGAAUACAAGGUUUUAGAGGGCCAUUCAGAUUUCAUUAAUGAUUUGGUAUUUGAUCCCAAAGAAGGCCAAGAAAUUGCAAGUGUGAGUGAUGAUCAUACCUGCAGGAUCUGGAACUUGGAAGGAAUACAGACAGCUCAUUUUGUUCUUCAUUCCCCUGGAAUGAGUGUGUGCUGGCAUCCUGAGGAAACUUUUAAGCUGAUGGUUGCAGAGAAGAAUGGAACAAUUCGGUUUUAUGAUCUUUUGGCUCAACAGGCUAUUUUAUCUCUUGAAUCAGAACAGAUGCCAUUAAUGUCCGCACACUGGUGCUUAAAAAACACCUUCAAAGUUGGAGCUGUUGCAGGGAAUGAUUGGUUAAUUUGGGAUAUUACUCGGUCCAGUUACCCUCAAGAUAAGAGACCUGUCCACAUAGAUCGAGCCUGCUUAUUCAGAUGGUCUACAAUUAGUGAAAACUUGUUUGCAACCACUGGUUAUCCUGGCAAAAUGGCAAGCCAGUUUCAAAUUCAUCAUUUAGGACACCCUCAGCCCAUCCUCAUUGGUACUGUAGCUGUUGGAUCUGGACUUUCCUGGCAUAGAACUCUCCCACUGUGUGCAAUUGGAGGAGACCACAAGCUAUUGUUUUGGGUGACUGAAAUUUAAACUAAACUUUUUGUGUACCUUAGAUCCAUAAAACUGUAUUUUUAGUACAUGUUUUGGAGAAUUCCUUAUUUUUAUAUCAAAUAUAGACUGUAAGCUCUAGAAAUGUUCCAGUUAUUGCUUUUGUUAAAUAAAAUAUUGAUGGUUAGAAAAAUUA
Molecule: messenger RNA, 1258 nt
Organism: Camelus dromedarius (Arabian camel)
Lineage: Eukaryota; Metazoa; Chordata; Mammalia; Artiodactyla; Camelidae
Gene: NUP37
Product: nucleoporin 37
Exons: 10
Coding region: 124-1104 (326 amino acids)
Cellular component (GO): nuclear pore outer ring
Molecular function (GO): protein binding
Source: RefSeq, a predicted model, not a curated record